CGCCAAACAGCGCAGUGCGCCUGAGCGAAAAACAGAGGAAGUGGCGGCUGAAGCAGCUCCGCACCUUUUCCGGUAACACCGACUGAACGACCCGCACCGAGAGAGCGACCGGAGAGAACCGAGCCGGGGCACGCGAGAGGGGGGCUGUUAUAAGAGGGACGGAAGAGAGGGAACUCGGGACGAACGACUGACGAUCUGACGCGCGUCGGAAGGGAAUGAGCGCUAAACCACCGCGACCCGAUACCGGGUUCACUUUAAUAAAGACUAGAGAGACGCGUCACAAAUCCGCACAUAUAUACCGACUUCAGUCUCUGAGUCGUGACGCUUGAUUACAGUGCUGUGUGAGUUUUGAAAGCCAACCAAUAUAUGUGCUUUUCUAAUUGACCAAAAACUCGCUUUCCUCCAGCAACAAACCUUAUAUAUGCACCGCCAAGAAGAUGGGGAAGAUGCUUUCGAAGAUCUUUGGCAACAAGGAGAUGAGGAUAUUGAUGCUUGGACUUGACGCGGCGGGGAAGACCACGAUCCUUUACAAGCUGAAGCUGGGACAGUCGGUCACCACCAUCCCGACGGUGGGCUUCAACGUGGAGACCGUCACGUACAAGAACGUCAAGUUCAACGUGUGGGACGUGGGCGGUCAGGAUAAGAUCCGGCCGCUGUGGCGACACUAUUACACCGGCACCCAAGGCUUGAUCUUCGUGGUGGACUGUGCGGAUCGCGACCGCAUCGACGAGGCUCGACAGGAGCUGCAUCGCAUCAUUAACGACCGCGAGAUGCGCGACGCCAUCAUCUUGAUCUUCGCCAACAAGCAAGACCUCCCGGAUGCCAUGAAGCCGCACGAGAUCCAGGAGAAGCUGGGCUUGACUCGGAUCAGAGAUCGCAACUGGUACGUCCAGCCCUCCUGCGCCUCGGCGGGCGACGGACUCUACGAAGGGCUCACGUGGCUCACGUCCAACUACAAAUCCUAACGCGCCCAACUAGAAGCAAUCAACUUCUGUCUGUAAACUUCUUCGGUUUUACUCUCAUUCUUUGAUUUCGUUGACAUGUAACCCGAUUUUUCUUUCGUACACUCCUGUUGAAUG
Messenger RNA from Carassius carassius (crucian carp), 1079 nucleotides. RefSeq names its product ADP-ribosylation factor 6-like. Bases 438 to 965 code for a protein of 175 amino acids. The record is from RefSeq and is a predicted model, not a curated record. NCBI's taxonomy places the organism in Eukaryota, Metazoa, Chordata, Actinopteri, Cypriniformes, Cyprinidae. Gene Ontology annotation, cellular component: cytoplasm. Gene Ontology annotation, biological process: vesicle-mediated transport; intracellular protein transport. Gene Ontology annotation, molecular function: GTP binding; GTPase activity. The transcript is spliced from 2 exons.